GCGGCGUCCUUUGAAGUCAACCUUUGAUGUAACCGCCGCAUCUACUUUGCUCCUACACACACACAUCGAACACUGAAGAGAGAAGUGGACACGGAGAGAAACUAGACUUAACCACAGGCUGUUGCCUUAGAGUUUUACUCACAUGAGACGGUAGUAUGCCUCAGCUUCCUAGGAAUUCCACUGACGAUUUCGGCGCAGAUGACGAAGUUAAAGAAUACAAACACGAGGAUGGUGAAGGCGAAGAGAACGGGGCCACUCUCGACUUGGUCAAUGACAUUAAGACCGAUCUUAUAAAAAAAGAGGCCGAGCACCAAAGUGGGCAAGAAACCAAGACACCAUCGGCUGAUUCCAGCAAUGCACCUAUCGCCCAGUUACUAACCUUCCAGGAUCGCUAUAAUGAUCACCUAAUGCCUGGACCUGGUUACCAUAGAAACCAGCAUGGUAGUGACAGUAAACACAUGCGCAGCUCUCAGGCAUCGAGCGGUAUAUUUCAUCCUGGUCACCCUGGUUACACAACUGCUGUGGCAGGACAAUAUCCUUACGUUUACCCGCCUGGAAUUAAACCUGAGGGGAGAUAUUACCACGACCCUGCACUGUGGCCACACCAUGGUAUACCUCAGGGGUCCCCUCAGUACCACCCGGCAUACCCUCCCCCAGUGUCUGCUACCACAGCGGGCAUACAGAGACUAUCGCACCAGGCCAUGACAGGCGACCCCCGUGCCGGAGUACAUUGCGGCCCAGCUCCUCCUCCUAAUCAUUCAGUCAUUACAAGAGCACCAUCUUCGUGUGUCGCUGGAAGCACCUACACCUCAGCAGAAAUCGAAAUGAUGGAGCGAGACAGCAAAUUACAGCUGCAACAUAUCAAAAAACCUCUCAAUGCAUUCAUGCUCUAUAUGAAAGACAUGAGACCUAAAGUUGUCGCAGAGUGCACUCUAAAAGAAAGUGCUGCCAUUAACCAGAUACUUGGCAAGAAAUCAGUGCCUCAAGAGGAACACCCAUACUCGCAGUGGCACGCCCUGGACAGAUCAGAACAAGCAAAGUACUAUGAGAUGGCAAGAAAAGAACGGGCGCUGCACCUACAGUUAUACCCAGGAUGGAGCGCAAGGGAUAAUUACGCACAACAAGGGAAGAAGAAGAAGAGAAAAAGAGAUAAGUCUCAAGAAAUCACCAACCCCAAAAAAUGUCGUGCAAGAUAUGGUCUGGAUCGACAACACGAAUGGUGCAAACCCUGCAGACGGAAAAAGAAGUGUGUACGCUUCCUUGCCGGUAACAAUGAUGGUGCGGUCGGGGGUCUUGGUGAAAUGGACUCAGAAAACCUUGAUAUAAGCGGUGGCUCUAACUCCCCUCCCCCUCCCUCCACAACAACAGCCACAAGUAAUCCAGUAACAUCAGACACUUAGUCCAUACCUUCAGAGAAUUAAUAAUAAAUUUUAGCAGAAACCUGUACAGAAUGUAGAAUAUAGAGUAUCAUGUACAUUAUUCCCGUAAAACGUUAUCUGUUUUAAAUACUCCCAUAAGCGUAUGCUUGUUGCUGUAUACAUAACAAGGGGUGUUUGGUUAAUGGUUUCAGUUUUUUUUUUAACAGAGCUUAUAUUAUGAGAAAUGUUAGUUCUGGAUAUGAUAACUGCAAUUCCCAUGCAAAGUCAAUUGCUUUAUCAUUAACGAAAAGUCAAGUUAUUAUUUUUUUUGUACUGGUUUGCCUAUAAUUUCUUGAAAUACUUUUCAAGAAAUAAAACGUUGUGAGUUAUGUAGGUUUAAGACACCUGAAUUCUUUAGCCAAAGAUCCCCUUGUUUAUGAAUGCCAGGGCUAUGUUGUUGUUUGAAUUUUGCAAAAAUGCUUUUUCAUUCAUACGUAGUUGUAUUGUAUUGUACGUAGUUCUCAGAUUAAGCAAUAUGGAACAUGUGACAGCCUUCUUAUUUUUAUUUUUAGAAACAGUUCAAACAAUUUCCUAGCCCUGAAGAAUCCUGGAAACUAAAUUCCAGUAAUAUCUAAAAAAAUAAGUUUUAACUUAUAUAUACUAUACUAGUUGAAAAGAUUAUAUUUUAGAAAGAGAAAGAUUACAUUGAACACAGUUUUUACAGCUUUUAUCUUGUUCAACCCCUCAAUUUGAAAGCAUUAUGAUUAAAGAUUAUUUCCAUCUUUUUAAUCUACAAAUUAACUUGUUUAUGUGAUGCACACAAUCUGUGAAUAUCAUUGACCAUAACUGGAAAAUUUCCACAGUAUCCGUGGUUUAUUUCACACAUGGAAAGAUUCUUGCUCUAACCUAAAAAUGACAUUCACAGCUAAACUUUUCGUUUUCAUCAUUUUGUCAGCCAAUCCUUGAGAAGCAUUGGUCUUAACUGAUUAACCAGUCUAAACUUUUUUUACAUAUUUUGUAAUCGUGCUUGGUUUGCUUGCUACCAGUGAACAGUUCUAAAACUGAAAUAUUAACAAGUUCUUCCAAAUAUCUAUAACCGCCCAUAUUUGGUAUUACUUGUCAUCUAUCUGUUUACUAAAAUACUGUCAAUCAUUACGACAAAGAAUAUUCCUACAUUUCAAUAAAAAUCGUUCAAAUUCA
Molecule: messenger RNA, 2558 nt
Organism: Nematostella vectensis (starlet sea anemone)
Lineage: Eukaryota; Metazoa; Cnidaria; Anthozoa; Actiniaria; Edwardsiidae
Product: protein pangolin, isoforms A/H/I/S
Exons: 8
Coding region: 156-1400 (414 amino acids)
Biological process (GO): regulation of transcription by RNA polymerase II; canonical Wnt signaling pathway
Cellular component (GO): beta-catenin-TCF complex
Molecular function (GO): DNA-binding transcription factor activity, RNA polymerase II-specific; RNA polymerase II cis-regulatory region sequence-specific DNA binding
Source: RefSeq, a predicted model, not a curated record